Messenger RNA from Caenorhabditis angaria, 5424 nucleotides. The record is from the annotation of a GenBank genome assembly. Lineage: Eukaryota; Metazoa; Nematoda; Chromadorea; Rhabditida; Rhabditidae.
AUGAAAUCGCCGUGGAUCCUCGGUGGGUCCGCCGUGGGUCACACUCCAUCCACCUGUGAACAUGUAGAGUGGAGGGAGACGAUAUGUUAGAGAGGAAGAGUAGAUGAGAGAGUGAGGAGAAUGAAGAGAAGAUUAGUGAGAGGAAGGAGACCUAUAUUCAAAAUAAUAUAUUUUAUAGAAGGAAAUUAUUGAUGUGAAUAUUUUAUUGAUUUUUCGAGAGAAACUACUUUUUUGUAUGUUUUUGUUGUAUGGCAACUCAAGUGUGAAAUAUUUGUAUUUAGACACCCUCAUUUUAUUGUUGGAUUUCAAUUCACUUUAUCCAAGUAUUAUUCAAGAAUAUAAUAUUUGUUAUACAACUGUUGCUCAUACUAAAGAUAGUGAUGAAGUUCCGGAUGUUCCGAAUCCAAUUGAUCAAGAAGGUGUUUUGCCAAGAGAAAUUCGAAAAUUGGUUGAAUGUCGGAGAAAUGUGAAACAAUUAAUGAAAACGGAGAAUCGAGAAGGAGAAAGAAAACAAUUGGAUAUUCGACAAAUGGCAUUGAAAUUGACUGCAAACAGUAUGUAUGGAUGUUUAGGUUUCCAAUAUUCGAGAUUUUAUGCAAAACCAUUGGAUGCCUUGGUUACUGCAAAAGGAAGAGAUAUUCUAAUGCAUUCGAAAGAUUUGGUUGAAAAAAUUGGAUAUUCUGUUAUUUAUGGAGAUACUGAUUCAAUUAUGAUUAAUACUAAUUCAUAUGAUUUGGCUGAGGCAAAGAAAUUAGGAAUUGAUAUUAAGAAAGCGGUUAAUAAAUGUCAUCGAUUAUUGGAAUUGGAAUUGGAUGGAGUGUUUAAGAGAAUGUUGUUAUUGAAAAAGAAGAAAUAUGCGGCAUUGACGAUUAAUCAGGAUACAAAAGUUGAGACGAAAGAAUUGAAAGGUUUGGAUAUUGUUAGAAGAGAUUGGUCGCAAUUAGCAAAACAGGCUGGAACGUGAGUUUUCGUCGAAAAUAGUUGAAGAAAAUAAUUAACAAAAAUUUUAGAGCUGUUGUGGAUAAAAUCUUGGAUGCUUCACUUAGUAGAGAGGAACUUGUUUCGAAAAUUGUUGAACUUUUGGAAGAGUAUGGAAAGCAACUUGAUUCUGGGGAGAUUCCUAAUGAAAUUUUUUAAAUUAGCAAGGUAAGUUGGCCGAAAAGAUGGAACGCGGAAAAUAUCCGGAAAGACGGAAGGUUUCCGGAAAUUUUUUUAGAGUUUUCUAUUUUUGUAGGACCAUUUUGUAGCUCUUGAAAUUAUCCACGAAAUCCAUCUUUUCUCAAAAAAUUCUCGAAUUUUUGAAAAGCUGAAAUUCAGAUCUGAAAAUGACCCCUUUUCGAAAUUUUCAGGAAAUUCUGAAAAAUUCAAUUGGUGUCCUAAAAUUCCGUACAAAAUCCACAUUUUUUCUAGAAAUUAGGUGAUUCGAAACACCCGAAAAUUGGGGUUCAAAAAAUUUGCAGCCAAAUUUUCGCAUUUUCAGAAAAUUCUGAAAACACCAUGUUGUAGCUCUUAAUCUCACGUUUAAAAUUUUUCUUAUGAUUUUUUCACAAAAAAUGUUUCCAUGGAAACAAGAGCAUGACUUUUUCGGCUGAAUUUUCUAGUUUUGACACAAUUUCUAACCCUUCUCAAUAUUAAACUUAUUUUUUCCAGCAAUUGACAAUAAAUCCAAAAGAUUAUGCGGACAUCAAAUCUCAACCUCACGCCUUUGUCGCGAAACGACUCAACGAAUCUGGAAAAUUCAAUUUACGUCAAGGUGAUAUUGUGGAAUAUAUUAUUUGUGAAGAUGGAAGUGGAAAUCCAGCAACUCAAAGAGCUUAUCAUCGAAUUGAAAUGGAAGAUAACAAAGAUUUGAAAAUUGGUAAGGUUUUUGGAUCUGAACAGAAAAAAGCACACCUCGGCCAAUCUAUUGUGGGCCAGAGGUCAAUUUUUAAAAAUAUCUACAUUUGAGAAUUUUAGAGGUCCAAAAACUGAAAAUUUACAGUUUUUACAAUGAAACGAUAUUUAAAAGUUGGUUUCAGAAGUAGCAGAAUUUCGAGCUUAAUCUGAACCUCAAGCUUAAAGACACACAAUCCACUAGAAAUGAACAGAAAAUGAGUUUGUUAUUCUUUCAUAAGACCUUUCAAGUAAUCGGAAUUCAUAAAAAUCAAGAAAAGAUUUGGAGUCUGGCCACGCUAUUUCAAAAAAAAGAAGAAGAGCGUCCAAAUCGAGAGAAAUGACAGAGACGCGAAAAACUCCCUUUAAGGACGCAUGCGAAGCAAUUUCUACAGUAGUUUUACGAAAAUCUGUUUGUUCGUGUCGAGAAACGAGCGUCUUUUUCUCUGCGCCACUCUCUCGAUAUGGACAGCCAAAAAUAACGUGUGGCAAAAGUGAAAAAAACAAACCUCACCCAAGAACCUGGAGUAGUGAGUGAAAAAAUGCCCAGCUGGUUUUUUUCCAAAAUUGCCCACCUAGCGCUCGCCAUGGCGAGCUUUUUCAAAAAAAAAAUCGUUUUUUUUUUCAGUGAAAAUAGCAAAAGCUUCCUGAAAUCCCUCUCCCUCUAUGUCCCCUCCUAAUUUCCCUCGCGCCCCGGGUGGGACUUGAACCCAAACCCUCCACGCCACGUGCGUUCAAGAGACGCACGUGUUCACCACUAGACCACCGACCCUGUUGAGAACGAGGAGGCGAAUUUCCAAGACAACAAACACUUCUGUGCCACCUACUUUUCUUUUUAUUUCACAUUGUGAAAAAAACUGACAAGGGAAGUGUAUAAGGUCCCGGAAUAAACUUUUAAUGAGACUUGGUACACAUAUAGAUUCGAACUCGCUGAUCUCGAAUUCGUUUUCAAAAAUUGCCACAAUUGCACCCAAGACGAGUUUUUCACCAUCGAAAAUGCGCCAUAUUUCUCAUUGUUUCAUAUGUCAAACAUUUCCAGGCAAGAAAAAUAACAGCGGAUGGCAGAGUGGUUAGCGAUCUCGACUUUAAAAUUUUAGGUUUCGGGAUCGGUCCCGGCCCGUGGCGAAUUUUUUUUCAAAAAUUUUUUUAUUUUUUUUUUCAAAAAAAAAAAGAACGAAUUGAAGAUGAUCUUUCAUAUUUAUUUUUAUAGCUUUCAUAUUUAUAGCUAUCCAAGUUACCUUCAUCCGGCGGAUCAUCUUCAAUUCGUUUCAGAAUUUCAUCGUUUUCAACUAUAAUUUCGUUGAUGUCCACACUACGCAAAACAUCAAUAAUUCCGUUAGGAACUUUUUGAAGUUCUCGCGGGAGACAUACUUUCUUGGGAUUGUACAAUUGUCAUUGAAAUUACCCAUUACGAAGUGCAAAAUUUGUUCAGAAGAUAACAUUUUGAACGAGAAUUUGAAAAACAAAAAAAAUGAUGACAAAAAAUAUAAUUCAAAGUCGGUACGUAGACAUCUUUACAGGUUUCGAAAAAAUUUUGAAAAAAAAAAAUUUUUGAAAAAAAGUUCGCCACGGGCCGGGAUCGAUCCCGAAACCUAAAAUUUUAAAGUCGAGAUCGCUAACCACUCUGCCAUCCGCUGUUAUUUUUCUUGCCUGGAAAUGUUUGACAUAUGAAACAAUGAGAAAUAUGGCGCAUUUUCGAUGGUGAAAAACUCGUCUUGGGUGCAAUUGUGGCAAUUUUUGAAAACGAAUUCGAGAUCAGCGAGUUCGAAUCUAUAUGUGUACCAAGUCUCAUUAAAAGUUUAUUCCGGGACCUUAUACACUUCCCUUGUGAAUUUCAUUUUCAGCUUUUUCAGUAUUUAGAGUGAAUAUUUGCGUGUGGAAUUAACUAAGUAGCUUCCUAAGCCUAGUUCCCAGCUACAAAUAACAAUGGCCAGCUACUUUUUUGUUUAAAGGCCGAGAAAACCGAUGACCUGAUUUCUCUUAUAACGUUAGAACAUUUUGGGUGAUUUCACACUUCAAACUUUUUGAGCUUUCGGAGUGAUUUUGAGCAAAAAGUUUGUUUUGGGACUAACAUUAUUUUUGCUUGUAGAUUCAUUUGAGCUUUUCAAAAUUUCUGAAAAAAUGAUUUUGACAUGAGUUAUGGAAAAUGACCAGUAUUUUACUCCAGGUGAUAGGUUUGCAAAAAAUUGAAAAAGUUUGCAGGUGGGAGAAAAGUGAAACUAGCUGGGAAUCGACUUACUUUUUAAUAUUAAGAAACAAAACAUCAAACUUUUCCUAGGAAAAAAGUCAGAAAACCUGAAAAACUGAAUUUUUCGUAUUUUUUAGAUGUUUCCAGCUGGCCAUCGGGAAAAUAAUAGUUGAAAUGAAUCUAAUUUCUGAAAAUUUUCAAAGAACAUCGUUGGAAGUAACAUUUUCUAACCAACAAGAGAAAAUUAUAGAAUUCAGUGAAAUUUUUCGACGAAAAAUUCGAAAAAACCUUCGAAUUUUUUAAAAAUUUUACCCACCUACAAAAUUUUUUUUCAGUUGCCCACCUGGGAUUCCAGGUAUUGGGUGAGGUUUGUGAAAAAAACAAAAUAAUUGUUUUUGAAAUCGCUCAGCCGACGGAAAUUUCGAGAGAGUUUGCACACAACGAAGCAAUAGAGCGCACAUGCUGUUUUUGUCAUUUGAAAAUAAAUGCGGGAAAUCUGUUUUUUCCAGUGGCUGAUGUGUCUUUAAGUUUUAUGAAAAAUGAAAUUAUUCCUUUAAAGAGCACAAACGUCUCAAAACCUUUAGAGCCCCAUUUACUUCCUCCAAAGCAAUAAAAAGUUACAUAGUAAAACCAUUCCAGAUUUGGUGUAUUAUUUGAAUUCAUCCAGUUGUCUCAAGAUUGUGUGCUCCGAUUGAAGAAGUUGAUUCUGUUCGAAUCGCUGAAGCACUUGGAAUGGAUUCGACGAAUUAUCGCCGCGCGGCUGCCGCACAAGCACAUCAAAACGCCGAAGAGGAUGAUUAUUUGUGGCAACAAGAGGUUGGUUUCGCAAUAUUUUUGUAAUCUAAAUAGUUUUGUUUGUUUGUUUGCAGAAUUAUGAUCUUUGCGAAGGAAUUGUUCAAGUUCGAGUUGUGGACAAAUCAAUAUUAUUCGGAGUACUUUUGAUGUUGAGGUAAGGGAUUUGGGUAGGGAAAAAUUGUUUUGGAAAUUCAUUUUAUUAUGAAAUUGUGCCAUUUGAAAAUUUCAAUCAAUUUUAAAAACAGAAGAAUUCAGAGAUUCUCGACGGUUUUUCAGAGAUAUACAAAAAUUGUAAAAUUUCGGAAUUUCCGAAGCGUUUUGCAGAGAUGUUCCUUUUUUUUAGAUGAAUUCACAAAAUUUCAUAAUAACACUUAUUUUGAAUGGAAAAUCAUAUUUAUGACGUCAUCCGAGGUUUUAACUUGUCAAUCCUGAUUUUGAAAUUUGCAACAAGAAACCUUGGAAAAAACCACGUACGUGGAUUUUUGGCUCCAAAAUCCACGUGGAUUUUUGGCUCCAAAAUAUUGAAAAACACACAAAUUUGCAGACUGAUCCACACUCACCGCGAUUAA